Messenger RNA from Physcomitrium patens, 1028 nucleotides. RefSeq names its product V-type proton ATPase subunit G 1. Gene Ontology annotation, biological process: proton transmembrane transport. Lineage: Eukaryota; Viridiplantae; Streptophyta; Bryopsida; Funariales; Funariaceae. The record is from RefSeq and is a predicted model, not a curated record. Gene Ontology annotation, molecular function: proton-transporting ATPase activity, rotational mechanism; ATP hydrolysis activity. Gene Ontology annotation, cellular component: vacuolar proton-transporting V-type ATPase complex; vacuolar proton-transporting V-type ATPase, V1 domain.
CCUUUGAUGCGAGUCGAAUGAGCCAAGCCCUAGAAUAGAGCGCGGUGCUUCGCAUAUGAGAGCUCCUUCUCCGUCUAUUGAAUUCCGUGAUUUUGCUCGUGGAAGUGUCUGUUUGUGGAUCGAUUGCGAGUGCAGGCCGGAUCUCCACCUAGUAUUUAUUAGGUGUCAUAGCUAGGGGCUGCAUACGGCAUAGUCAGUAUGAGCUCUUCAGACAGGGGAGGUAUUCAGGCGCUCCUUGCUGCCGAGCAAGAUGCUCAACAUAUUGUGUCCAACGCUCGAGCUGCCAAAACUGCAAGACUGAGGCAAGCCAAGGAAGAAGCUGAGCGAGAAGUGGCUCAAUACAGAGCUCAGCGUGAGGCCGAGUUCAAGAAGAAGCUGUCCGACACCAGCGGUGAUUCUGGCGCAAACUUGAAGCGCCUGGAAGGUGAGACGGACGAGAAGAUCAAGCGUCUCAGCGGUGAAGCCGCCAAAGUUGCCCCGGAGGUUACUGCUCUCCUGAUGAAGUAUGUUAUCACAGUUAGGAAUUAGGGUAGAGCUGUGACUAAUUACAGUUCUUGGCCUUUUCCUUCGGAAGGGAGACGAUGCAGAAGUGUAUGAUUUUUUGAAGCAGACUGGUGUAUUGUUUGUGUAAAUAACAGUGCUGUCUUGUAUGCGCUGGAAUCAUAUUUCAUUGUCGGGAUCGGUAUCACUUUUGAGAGAUUCCUGGUUUGUGUAUCUCCAAGGUUCAAGCGAAGUUUUUCGAGCACUUCGUGCUGAUGGAAGAAACUCGAAUCGCUGUCUCUUAGAGGUGGUUGUGUUCUUUUGCAAGUUUUUAGGGGUAUUUCGAUGAACAAGCUCAAAGGGUUUUGGAUUAUCAAAUUUAUGUAGAUGUUUAACCUGAUGUGAAAUGUUUGAAGUUGGCCAUGUAGCGAAUGGCUUCCCAAACCACUUAUUGUUAUUGCUACCAUAGUUUGCUAUUGCCACCACAACCUGCCAUCUGUAACUUGUACGUGCUUUGAGAAGGUAAUACAAAAACAAUAAUUUAUUCA